UAUUUGUAGAUUGUGCCAUUGAAAAAUUACCACUGAGAAAAAGAGAUGGAGCAAGGGUAAUCGAUGGCAGUAAGCAUGCUCAUAAAAUGACAUCAGAGCGGGACGAGAUUGUAUUUCUCAAGCGUCCAGAGGGAAUCGAAAAACAAUAUAGACAAAAGUGUAAAAAAUGUGGUUUAUUGCUGUAUUAUAAGCAUGAUCCAGGAGCAAAUGUAGUAUUUGUAGUAAAAGAUUCGGUAAUCAAAAGUUCUGGGGAGGGCCCUAUGACAGAUAUUUAUAAUCAAGUAGCGAUUGAAAAACCUAAGAAAAUAAUGGUUACCAAGCACACCAAAAAUAUGGGCAAAUUCAGCUCAGUUACAGUGUCCACAAUUGAUGAAGAAGAGGAUGAAAUUGAAGCUAGAGAAGUCGCUGACUCGUACGCGAACAAUGCACGUAUCAUAGAAAAGCAGUUGGAGAGAAAAGGCAUGAAUAAACGAAAAACUAUACCAUCCACUGAAACAGAAUCGAAACGAGCAAGACCAAGAGGGACAUUAUUGGACGUUUAAUUGAUUUUCUAUGGAGAACCACGUGUAAUUAUGUACAUUACGUUACUGUCUUACUGUCCAGCUAAAAUAAAUUUAUUCGCUUACA
This is a messenger RNA of Temnothorax curvispinosus, 627 nucleotides long. Its product is annotated as UPF0428 protein CXorf56 homolog. Lineage: Eukaryota; Metazoa; Arthropoda; Insecta; Hymenoptera; Formicidae. Bases 87 to 542 code for a protein of 151 amino acids. The record is from RefSeq and is a predicted model, not a curated record. The transcript has 3 exons.